GAAGGUCUUCGGCAAUGGUCGGUGUUUAGAUAACACUUCCUCGUUGUGGGUCUGAAGCUGGUGCUGACAAUGGGCGUUAAAAUAGAGAUUUUCAGAAUGAUGUUGUAUCUGUCCUUUCCUGUGUCCAUUUUCUGGAUCUCGAAUCAAGCAGACUACUUUGAGGAAUAUGUCGUAAAGAGAAAGAGGGAGCUCUUCCCCCCUAAUGAGGCACUGCAUAGGAAAGAGUUGGAAGACUUCAAAGAGCGAAUGCGUGUACGAAAGGAGAAGAACCUCAAUAAACAUAUUUCUGAGGAAUCUCAGAACUGAGGAUUAUGUGUUGAAGAAAUGCACGAGCUCAGCACUCGUGCAGGAUUAUUCGGGACUGUUUUUUGGAGCAGAAGAAACUGAUUGGACUGGAGUAAGACCACAUCUCAUUGGAAGUCUGAGAAGUUUGCAGGAUGAUUUCCAGGGAGUAAUUACACCCAUGAAGCCUAAUAUUUCAUGCUUAAGUGAAUUAUUUGUGUUUGGCUGCUGAUUUUGUUAUAUAAUAAAUAAUUAUUUGAAUUAUA
Molecule: messenger RNA, 548 nt
Organism: Limanda limanda (common dab)
Lineage: Eukaryota; Metazoa; Chordata; Actinopteri; Pleuronectiformes; Pleuronectidae
Product: protein PET100 homolog, mitochondrial
Exons: 4
Coding region: 70-306 (78 amino acids)
Biological process (GO): mitochondrial respiratory chain complex IV assembly
Cellular component (GO): mitochondrial inner membrane; mitochondrion
Source: RefSeq, a predicted model, not a curated record